Tupaia belangeri chinensis (Chinese tree shrew) is the source of this 2988-nucleotide messenger RNA. It is a transcript of the gene ZNF81, whose product is annotated as zinc finger protein 81. The record is from RefSeq and is a predicted model, not a curated record. Lineage: Eukaryota; Metazoa; Chordata; Mammalia; Scandentia; Tupaiidae. Gene Ontology annotation, molecular function: DNA-binding transcription factor activity, RNA polymerase II-specific; RNA polymerase II transcription regulatory region sequence-specific DNA binding. Bases 151 to 2457 code for a protein of 768 amino acids. The transcript is spliced from 5 exons. Gene Ontology annotation, biological process: regulation of transcription by RNA polymerase II. Gene Ontology annotation, cellular component: nucleus.
UGGCGUACCCUUUGAAGAAGCGCUUCCGGGCGCGGCCAUGUUCCCCUCCUGACAACGCUGCGUUGGAUCCCAGAACGCCUGAGAGCCACGACUCCGUAACAUCGCCAUGUUAACUCUUGGCUGACUGAGGCUUCGAAAGUGGCUUUGCACAUGCGCAAAUCCCUCCUCCCGGUGGACAGCCCCAAAGCCCAACAAGGGGCGGUGCUAGGGGUGGUGACCGGAAGCGAUUGCGGUUCCCUGCAGCGGUUUAAUAGUUGUCUGGAGGAUUCAAGGUUCAGUGCUGGAGGGGUGUGGAGGUUUCUUGGAGUCUCCACACAGUCCUGGACCAGACCCCAUAGUGAAGGCUGCAAGAUCUUCCUUCCAACCCCAGCAGUUCUGGCCAAUUCCGCUGACUUUACCAGACUUCAGACUUCUGGAAAGAGCAGAAUUGUCAGCAAGAGAGCCUCAGGGCCAAGUUCCCACCACCAAAAUAUGCCAGCUAAUGAGGACUCUCCCCAGAUGGUGGGAUAUACCAACUCCUGUGAGGUAUUUGUGUCAUUUGAGGAUGUGACUGUGGACUUCAGUAGGGAGGAGUGGCAGCAACUUGACUAUACUCAAAGAUGCCUGUACCAUGAUGUAAUGCUGGAGAACUACAGCCACCUGAUUUCAGUGGGGUUUGAAGUUUCCAAACCAAAGAUCAUCUUUAAGUUGGAGCGAGGAGAGGAGCCAUGGAUUUCAGAGGGGGAAAUCUCACAUCAGAGUUGUUCAGAUGAGAAGUUUGGGAUUAAGACUUCACAAAAAAGAAUUUCUGGAAAAACUACUUUUCACAGUGAAAUGAAAAGUAAUGAUAUAAGAGAUAAUUCAUUGGAUUCCAUUUUAGAAGAACUAUGGCAAGAUGCUGAACAGAUAAAGAGAUGUCAGGAAAAACAAAACAAACCUUCGAGUCACGCUACUUUCAUCAAUAAGAAAGUAUCAAGUACAGAGUGGGAUUAUGACUAUAAAGAUAUUGGACAAUUUGUGCAUGCAAGCCCAAAUCUUAUUCCUUCACAGAAAAGACCCCAUAAACAUGACUCAUUUGGGAAGAGUUUUAAGCAUAAUUUAGACUUACAUAUUCAUAGUAAAAGCAAUGUAGUAAAGCACUUUGAUAAAAUUAUCAGACAUAAUCAAAUUCGCACCCAGAGCUCUUCUUGUACUAACCAUGAAAAUACCCAUACAGGAGUGAAGUUCUGUGAACAUAAUCAACGUGGAAAAGUCCUCAGCCUCAAACACUCACUCAGUCAAAAUCUGAAACUUUCUGUUGGGGAGAAACCAAACACAUGUACUGAAUUUGGGAAGAUCUUCACCCAGAAGUCACACCUCUUUGUACCUCAGAGAAUUCAUACUGUGGAAAAAUCCCAUGAACUGAGCAAAUGUGUAAAUGUUUUUACACAGAAGCCACUGCUCAGAAUAUAUCUGAGAGUUCAUGGAAAUGAAAAACUAUAUAUAUGUACUAAAUGUGGGAAGGCCUUCAUCCAAAAUUCAGAAUUAGUUAUGCAUGAGAAAGCUCAUACUAGAGAGAAACCCUAUAAAUGUAAUGAAUGUGGAAAAUCAUUUUUCCAGGUGUCAUCUCUUCUCAGGCAUCAGACAACUCAUACUGGAGAAAAACUCUAUGAAUGCGGUGAAUGUGGGAAGGGCUUCUCCCUGAACUCAGCCCUCAGUAUACAUCAGAAAAUUCAUACUGGAGAGAGACAUCACAAAUGUAGCGAGUGUGGGAAAGCCUUUACCCAAAAAUCAACACUCAGGAUGCAUCAGAGAAUUCAUACAGGAGAGAGAUCCUAUAUAUGCACUGAAUGUGGGCAGGCAUUCAUCCAGAAGGCACACUUGAUUGCACAUCAAAGAAUUCAUACUGGAGAAAAGCCUUAUGAAUGCAGUGACUGUGGGAAAUCCUUCCCUUCUAAGUCACAACUGCAGAUGCAUAAGCGAAUUCACACAGGAGAGAAGCCCUAUAUAUGCACUGAAUGUGGAAAGGCCUUCACCAACAGAUCAAAUCUCAAUACUCACCAAAAGUCACAUACUGGAGAGAAGUCUUAUAUAUGUGCCGAAUGUGGGAAGGCCUUCACCGAUAGGUCAAAUUUCAAUAAACACCAGACUAUUCAUACUGGAGAGAAACCCUAUAUUUGUGCUGAUUGUGGGAGGGCCUUUAUCCAAAAGUCAGAGUUAAUUACACAUCAGAGAAUUCACACUACGGAGAAGCCUUAUAAAUGUCCUGACUGUGAGAAAUCCUUCUCCAAGAAACCACAUCUCAAAGUACAUCAGCGAAUUCACACAGGAGAGAAACCAUAUAUAUGUGCAGAAUGUGGGAAAGCCUUCACUGACCGGUCAAAUUUCAAUAAACACCAGACAAUUCAUACUGGAGAUAAACCCUAUAAAUGCAGUGACUGUGGAAAGGGAUUCACCCAGAAAUCAGUUCUCAGUAUGCAUCGCAAUAUUCAUUCAUGAAAGUAGCCUCAUUUCUUGAAAAUAAGAAAGCCUUAUCGCAGAGGUCAGAUCUACUGUAUGUUAUAAAAUUCAUCCAAUAUAUAGCCUCUGUGAAUAUGUUGUAUAAGAAAAAGUAUUCAUCAGUCUAUCUCACCGGAGAUGAGAAAAAUUUAAUUAGAAGAGAUCCUCUAAAAUGCAUUAUGAAGCAGAAUUUUCAUAUUUGCGUGGUAUCACAAAAUGUGAUAGAAUUCAUAUUGGAUAAAAUUCUGUCAUUUGAUGCAUUAGGAAAACCCUUCCUAAAAAAUAUUAUAAGACAAGUUAUUAACAAAUUCUGUGUAGGAAGGAGGGCACAAACUUAUGCAAAUGACAGUCAUGUUUUACAUUUUAUAUUAAGAGAUUUAAAAUGAAAGCAAAGUAAUAUAAUGGAUGCAUAGAGCUACUGUCUUUCCUGUAGGAUUUUUGUGGCAGAAAACAUUGCAUAACAAGAAGAACAAUUGAUCUGAAAUUCUUUUUUUAAAUUUAGAAUAAAAAAAUUGUGUCCAUCAGACCAGC